CGGGGGCUCCUAGCGGAGGGCUCUGUCUCGCUGCGCUCGUGCUCAGUAUUAUUGGAUCAGUAGCAUGGGUCAAUUUGGAUCUAACAAAAACACCAAAUGAGUGACUUCCUCCACGAUUACCUACAUCCAGAAACCCAAUGGAUUAGCUCCUCUGACCUUGUUUCCCUUCCCAUCACCCUUGCCGCCCUUGCCAGCUAACGGGGGAGUCUUGCAUCGUCCUCUGUAGUCAGGUUUGACAACAAGACAUUUAUCGCAGCCGCAGAGGAACUCAAGAUGGUUUCCGACCGUCUGGCUAGGCUUAUCGCAUAGACAGAUGAACAGAGCAUUGUCUAUGCUGCUGGCUGGUGAUUCGCCGUCGCAUUUCACAUUGGGCGUGCUGCAGUAUGCCUGUGAAAGUUGAUCCUCAUUCCACGGGUUGUCUGGAGUUGUUAGUCUUGGUCUCUACAGGGUGGUAGACGUACCCAUGUUCUUGAGGACUGAGGAGCAGUAAGUGUAGCCGCAUUCGCAGAUCGGUCCCUCGGGAGGAGGAGGUUCAGCAGUUGAACUUGGGGGUGGAGGAGGGGGACUUGGGUCCGGAGGAGGUGCUGGGGCCGGAGUAGCUGGGGGGGGAACAGGAGCUGGUCCAGAGGGAGGAGGUGCAGGCUGAGACGGAGGCGGCGGUGGCGGAGGUGGAGGAGGGGGUUGAGACGGUUCGGCAGGAGGAUCAGCCGGGGGAUCAGCCGGAGGAGGGACGGGAGGAGCUGGAGGUGCCGGAGCUGGGGGGUCAGGAGGAGGAGCAGGCGGCUCAGAGGUUGAAGGAGGAGUUGGAGCAGGGUCAGGGGGAGCUGGGGCUGGAUCAGGAGGAGCCUGAGGCUUUGCAAAGGCCAGGACGGCCAGAGUAAGGAUGGUAAGUUGAAACUUCAUGUUAACGAGUGUUGAUGAUGAUGAUGUGAACUGAUUGCUGUCUCUUCUUAUAUACUUCACGGCUACUGUUUGUUACAGUCACCUUGUUCUACUCACUAUCCAUCCUUUCAUCUGUCUGCUUGUCUACCUCUCCGACUGUUUCUUCGUAUCUGCCUGUCUUGGUGUCCUCUGUCUCUCGUCUCGUCAAUAUCCGAUGCGCACAUGUCAAAGCGAUACUCAAGCCGGCACUCGCCCGUUACUCAUGUAGCCCAUGCCUUAUAGCCCAUGUGUGUCCAUUCAUGGUAGCAAGGUUAUUUUACGGUUAUCCAGAACACAACUCGGUCAUAUAACCGGGUCUGUCGAGGUGAGAUCACGAUCAACACCCACAUUUACAUCAUGAAGUUUCCCCUGCUACAGUGUUAUACCCCGCACUGUACUGCCCCACCAUCGUUGGAGGAAAACAGCCUGCCCCUCCAUGGUACGAGUCGUCAUCCUACACUCGUCAAUCAACAAUCAUGGCCGAAUCUCAGAGAAAAGCCGUCGUAAACGUCGGCACGCGAAAGUCCCCCCUCGCGCUCGCCCAGACCCAGAUCGUCGUCGACGCGCUCAAGAAGAACUUUCCCGAUCAUGAAUUCAACAUCCACAGCAUGACAACCACCGGCGACCGCGAUCAAAACACUGCGCUCUACAAUUUCGGCGGAAAGGGCCUCUGGACUUCGCAGCUCGAGGAGAAGCUCGUCAACAAGGAGCUCGACAUUGUUGUUCAUUCACUCAAAGACAUGCCGACGGUUCUCCCCGAGGGUUGCGUUCUCGGAUGUGUCACGUCCCGCGAGGACCCGAGAGAUACACUCGUGAUCAAGAAGGAAUUGCAGGACAAGCACGGGUGGAAGACGCUCGCCGAUCUGCCGGACGGUAGCAUCAUCGGUACCAGCAGCGUUCGGCGAAUUGCCCAGUUGAUCCGACGUUACCCGACACUCAAGUUCAAGGAUCACCGAGGAAACAUCCAGACUCGUCUACGCAAGCUCGAGGAGGACCCCGACCUGACCGGCAUCAUUCUCGCCGCGGCAGGUCUCCAGCGGAUGGAUCUGGGAGACCACAUCACACAGUUUCUAGAGUCUGACAAUGGCGGUAUUCUUCAUGCUGUCGGUCAGGGAGCGCUGGGAGUCGAGUGCCGAGCGGAUGACGAGGAGGUGAUUCGGUUGCUCAAGACGAUCGAGAACGAGCAAACUGCUCUUGCGUGUGAGGCCGAGCGCGCACUCAUGAGGGCACUCGAGGGCGGCUGCAGUGUUCCUAUUGGCGUCGAGACCAAAUGGGUUGACGACAAGUUACAUAUGAAGGCUACAGUUGUCAACCUUCGGGGUGACCACGGUGUCGACUCAGACAUAACGGAACCCGUCAAGACACACGAAGAGGCAGACAAGUUUGGGAGGAAGCUUGCGAAUGCUCUGGUUGAACGGGGAGGCGGUAGUAUUCUUGAUGAGAUCACUAGGCUCCGACAAGUCCCGGAGACGGUCAAGUAGUCGGGGACUGUACGGCAGAUCAAAUACCCUUUGUAUUCUAUUCAGCUCCAGCAAAAGUCUUGUAGGCCUCGGCAUCCAAUAGUUUCUCAAAUUGCUUGGCACCCUCCUCAUCCACCUCGACCUUUGCGAUCCAGCCGCCACCAGCGCUGUCGUCCUCGGGGACCUUGUUGAUGGUUGAGGGCUUCUCCUCGAGGUUGUCGUUGACUUGUAGGACUCGUAGACGGACGGGAGCGUUGAUGUCGCUGGCAGACUUGACGGACUCGACGGCUCCGACAGCGUCGCCUUGCUCGACCCAUGUUCCGGCCUCGGGGAGUUCGACGUAGACUACAUCUCCGAGCUGCUCGGCGGCGUACUCUGAAAUUCCAACGAAACCGUGCUUCUUGUCGGCGGACAGAUCAAUCCAUUCGUGGUCUUUGGUGUAUUUUCGAGCGAGGCCUGUUUUGUUAGUGUCGUCAUCGUAGCGAUCCAGGACACAUACUCAGUUUGGUGGAGGAAAAGGCUCGGAUUGGCGUGCGGAGGGCUGCGCGGGGCACAAUGCCCCUAGCCAGAGGGGCUGCAGCGCGUAGGGACCGAGAAAUUGAGGCCAUUGUGAUGAUGCGGAUGGUGAUAUCAGAGUUCAAGCUUUGUCGGUAUCAUGCGGAGAUGGGCCGAGUGGAUCGGAGGGAAGCCGACUUAGUCAGCAUCAUGAAGUUGGCGGCAUCACAGUCUAUCUACUCUACAGUAAUUGACCUCUAUGCCAUGGAAUGUGAUUGCAAUUAAGAUAAGACUGCCGUUAAGCAAGACAUGAGAAACAUUGGUCCAAUCGGAGAUAUCAACGUGGGGGUUCUGGGAACAUUGUUUAUUUGGUGUUUAGUGCCAGCUGUCUUGCAUACUGUCAGAUACUACCAUAUUCUACAAUAACACGGUUGCUAUUUACAUUACAAAUA
Molecule: messenger RNA, 3328 nt
Organism: Fusarium verticillioides 7600
Lineage: Eukaryota; Fungi; Ascomycota; Sordariomycetes; Hypocreales; Nectriaceae
Product: porphobilinogen deaminase
Exons: 1
Coding region: 1398-2402 (334 amino acids)
Biological process (GO): heme biosynthetic process
Cellular component (GO): cytoplasm
Molecular function (GO): hydroxymethylbilane synthase activity
Source: RefSeq, a predicted model, not a curated record